This is a messenger RNA of Drosophila rhopaloa, 2887 nucleotides long. RefSeq lists its product as uncharacterized. The transcript has a single exon. The record is from RefSeq and is a predicted model, not a curated record. Bases 2167 to 2346 code for a protein of 59 amino acids. Lineage: Eukaryota; Metazoa; Arthropoda; Insecta; Diptera; Drosophilidae.
UCACCAAAUCAGUAUUUUUCGUACCAUCGGUUAAAACACAUGUUCAGCGAUUUUAUGCGCGAGUGAAACUAAUCUGGAAGAGCCCCAACAACUACAGUGACAACAACAACAACAGCAGCAUCAUCAGCAAAAAGCAAAAGCAGCAGAAAAUUUUAACACGUUGACGGUUUUUUAGUGUUUAUCGCGAGCGGAAAAGCUUAAUUAGCGAGUAUUUUUUCUUAGUCUUGCGUCUUUGAGUGUGCGUGCCAAAAUUUAAAUACGUCAUCGACGCGCGCAUCGUAAAAACGAACCCAAAAAAAUAUUGAUACAUACAAUCGAAAGAUUGAAUUCAAAUUCAGUUGCGGGAGAUACAAAAACCAAUUGAGGAAAAAUUCCACAACACACCAACAACUUGAAUUAAUUAACUUAUUGUUAUUGUGGUAUUCUUCUUGGCUUUGCUUUGCCAUUCGCAGCGAAUCGCCGUCAUACACACAAAAGAACGUGCAAAACAGCUGAGAACGAGAGUAACGGAAUAUCAACCAAAGCAAAGCAACAAGUGCAACGACAGCGACAACAGCAACAAUAAAAACACAAAGCCCUUUUCAAUUGAGAGAAAGGCAGUGCAUGUGUAUGUGUGAGCACUUGAAUAAGCAAGCACUUUGUUGUUGUCACAAUCAAUUUGAGUGAUAGCAGCGACGUCGGCAGAGAAACAGCAGCAGCAGCGCAGCAGCAGCAUCCGCAUCAAUUUGCCAGCAUCUUCGGCUUAAUUCCGAAAAGUGUGACUGUGAGCGUAGUUGCUCCCGUUCCGCCUCCGUAAUCGCAACUCGGCGUGUUGUUGUUAUUGCCGACUCGGCCCGCGAUCUUUAUUUUUGCGCUUGUAUUGGUGACACAGCAGCGACGUCGUCUUGAUUGGAACAGUUUUUAUUUUUUCCAUCGCAUCGCACUUUUUUGAUUCCGAAUUCUGGUGUAUCUGUAGUUUCCCGCUAACGGCGAAAAUUCACACAACUCAUUGAUAUUUUAACCUCGUGUCCGCGUUGGCUGCCGCUCGACCAAGGUUCUGCCGCACAAAAUGCUCGUCUCUUUGGGCUUUUCGAAGCCUCGCUUCGUCGGACUAAAAGUGCUCCUCUAGCACGCUCGCCAGAGUCCGGCCAUCAAAAAGUAAAUCCAAAACACUAUACAUAACCCAUUGAAUUGGCAGCCAAAAGUUAUCACCACCCACCGAAUCGUACCAAUUCGUACUGUACCGUUAUCGUUAUCGCGAAACAGAAUCCACAGAUAAAAACGUUCCGUUUCGUCGUAAAUACAGUGCUAAAUCGUGUGAAGCAAAGAAAAACUCGAAAAAAAACUUCUUAAUUCGCCUAAUGAAAGCCGAGAGCAUUUUGUGAAUAAUUAGCCCCGACAAAAACCUGUUCGCAGCCGCAAAAAUUAGGCCCCCAUAAAAAGUGACGAUCCAAGAAACUGGCAUCUCGCCCAGCUUGAUAUAUAACACCCCAACACAAACGUAAAGCCCGCGAUAACACCCAUACAAAAAUAAAAAACAGCGAAAAUCCAGCGAAUCAACUUCACAGUAACGUCGCAAAGUCAGUGCAAGCCAGAGCUAAAUCGUCGAGCAAACCGAGUAGUUGUGUCUAAAACCGUUGGUCUAACCUAUUGUUGAAUUUUCAAAAAGUUAUAAACACCCACAAUCGCCAUCAGUGGUAUCAGUAUCCAGCCCUAAUAACUGCGGAAUAAUGUCAGCCUUCUGACAGUGUCUAUAAAACAAGGAAAUCCCGAAGUUAUAUAAUCCCAUUUUCGGAAGCGAAACCCUACAAGUGUCCACGGCUUAAACUGCUAAUUGGAAUGUUGUCUCAUAUCUGACAGUGACUAAAUAAACACCAAAAAGCAACCCCAAAAAUAAAUCCAACCAGAACUCGAAAAAGAACUUCGAAAGCGUCGGGAGGAAAUCGCCCAGGAAAACAACAAAGCCUCUGUUAUCAGUGAAAUAUACAAUAUUCGAUUUUCAAGCGUAAACAACUGCUGUAUAAUGUCCGUCGCCAUCUGACAGUGGUCCAAACAACCAGCAAACAGAGCUAGAGACAGCGUCGUAAAAUCGCCGCCGCCAGACAAGUCCCACCAGUGCCAGUGAGACCUGUACCGAAUAUCCAAAAUAUUUGAGCUUGCUACUCGGGAUCACCGACUCAGAAAUAAAUGGAGAAAUCUGAAAUACGACUGCAGCGCAUGUCAAAUGAAUAUCACUCGCAAUCGAGCUAUAUGUAUCUCCGGACCAAGAUGCUGUUAAAAAUCGAAAAUACCCUACUUCGAAGCCAUCGUCAGCGCGAGACCACCGGUAUUAAGAAACUAUACAAUUCGUUUUUCGUAUUGUUUUAAUUUGCCCCCUGGCCAACCCCCGCCGAAACCUCCCAAAAAGGCCCCAAGAACACAAUACGCACAACGCAACAAUUCCAAUUCCACUCAAUUGUGAGCCAAGUUAGAAAAAGUUACAAAAAAGCAAGUUAUACAUGUUUUAACUAUAUUAAAUAUAUAUGAAUAAACUAGAGAUAUUAUUUGGUUGUUAGUAGAACUCACGUCAAGUGCAUAUUGUUAGACCUCGUAUAUCCAAGUGCUGUGCGACGAACGAUUGAGUAAGUGUGUCAUAUAAGCAUUUUGAAAAAGCCAAAAUGUUAACCUAAGCAAAUAAGUCGUAAGUGUCAGUCGAUCAAUAACAGUUUCUACUUCGAAUAUUACUAUAACCAUCAAUCCAACACUUUUGUUGCAUUUCGCGUUGCACCAAUAAACUUGAACAAAAUUGCUGGCGAAAGGACUCCGGUCGGGAGCGGCAUUUUCGUAUUUCGGGGGAGAAUAAUCCAGAAAUAAUUUGGGCGGCUAUAUAAAAACAAAAAAAGGGACUAAAAGAGAACAGAACGCGAUU